Molecule: messenger RNA, 327 nt
Organism: Penicillium cinerascens
Lineage: Eukaryota; Fungi; Ascomycota; Eurotiomycetes; Eurotiales; Aspergillaceae
Exons: 1
Coding region: 1-327 (108 amino acids)
Source: RefSeq, a predicted model, not a curated record
AUGGACCAUCGACCUCGAGUCAUUCAAGAAGCAGCAUCUACCAACGAAGUCCCAACAAUGAGCUCAGCUGCUUCACUUGCACGCUCUGCGUCGUAUCCUGCGCCUACUCAGGAGGCUUCUCAGAAGGCUACCACAACAAAAGGCGCGAACGUACAAGAUGAGAACUACCGACAACGACUCAAGGCGGCUUCGACUGAGCUCCUCAACGACAAUAGAGUGGGAUCAGGUUCAAAGGCUGGGAGAUCCCUCCAGAAUGUACUUAUGGAAACUGAGCAUCGUCUGAGAGAGCAGCGAAGGCAGUCUCUUCACAAAAAGGCUUCCAAGUGA